GCUCCUUUCUUUUUGAGCAAGGUAGAGGGAAUAUGUCUCUUCGAAAUAUGUCUCUGUCUUCUAUAUUAUUAGAGGAUAAGGUAGAGAAACUGAAAUGUUCCGUGUGCCUGGAUAUGUUUCAGAAUCCAAAACUGCUGCCAUGCUCUCACACAUAUUGUCAGCUAUGUGUGCAGAAGCUUGUAGAUCAGUAUCCGCAGAGAACCUCUUUCUUGUGCCCGCAGUGUAAAAACAUAAUCGCCAUACCUAAAGAUGGUGCCGCUGGUUUUCCAAGCAAUCGCUACAUCCUGGACGAUCUUGAAGAACUUCGUAAAAUAAUGAAGGAGAUAUGUGGCCCGUGUCUGGAAUCUUUCAAACGACAAGUACGGGCUACCCAUAUCUGCGAAAAAUGCGACUUCAAACUGUGCAUUUCUUGUUGGGAGACCCACAUAUUUCACUUUCAAGAUCAUGUAGCAGUCCUGAUCAGCUCGGACGCAUAUGAUCUCAGAUUUCUUCCGGGUGCAUCUGGGAAUGCUACCCCGUUGUCUGAUCAGGCCGAAACUUGUUGCAAACUGCAGGUUGCAGGAGCUCGUGCUGCCCUUCCUUGCCCCAAGCACCCCGCAGAAGAUCUGCGAUUCUACUGCGAAAACUGCGGGCGACCGAUCUGUAGAGACUGCAGGAUGACAACCCACUUUGGCCAUGAUCCUGUGCUUGACCUGGCCGACGUCUCCGCUCAGGCAGUGCGGGAGCUGCGCAACGGUCGCAGCAAAGUUGCCGACUUGAUCGCCGUCGAUCAAGAUAAGAUGGCGCAGCUCAUGGAAGCCAAGAUGAAGAUCGAGGCAAGUAGCGAAGACGUCAAAACUCUUAUUAACGCCCGUGCUAACGAUCUCAUCGCUCAAGUGGAAGCUUGUCGCAGCAAUGCCUUGUUGUCUCUGGAGAGUGAAGCGAGUGUUCUGAAAGCCGAGAUUGACAGUGAACUUGACAGUGCCGAGAACAGGUUGCAGUAUCUGCAAGGAACAGAAAGCAGUGUGUGCCGAGUCAUUGAGAGCGGAUCAGACAUGGACAAGAUUGAAUUAGAAGCGAAUAUGCGUACAUUCUUAAGUGAUGAGGAAGCGGAUGAUAGAGAGAUAGGACGUGAAUUCGUACAUAAUAUUGGACUGUACCUGAUAAAAUACGAUGUUGACGUGGAGGAAAUGUUCAGUAAAGCUAUCGGUAAGGUCGUUCCGAUUAAGAACGUAAAUUAGAAGUAGCAAUUGUCAGGAUCACUGGAACUUAUUAUAGUGUUUACAUGGUGGGACGCUGAGAAGUAGCUUUUUUUUUUAAAGAUAAAAUUUGUUGCUCUGAUUACACACAUAAGCAUGCUCAGACAAACACACAGAGAGCAUAAUAAUUAUAGCUAUGCCCAGUUUUAUUUACAUAAAUUUAUUCGUAUGAAAUAAUAUAUGGAUAACACAUAUGUGACACAUUAUUUUUCACUUAAAUUCUGAUGCCUAUAGUGCGCAAGCUGCGUGAAAAUAUUGUACAGGUAUGCGAUAACCAUAUUCUCGGUAAAUAAAUAAUGUACUCUCAGCAA
This is a messenger RNA of Pomacea canaliculata, 1549 nucleotides long. RefSeq names its product E3 ubiquitin-protein ligase TRIM56-like. The record is from RefSeq and is a predicted model, not a curated record. The transcript has a single exon. Gene Ontology annotation, molecular function: zinc ion binding. NCBI's taxonomy places the organism in Eukaryota, Metazoa, Mollusca, Gastropoda, Architaenioglossa, Ampullariidae. The coding region runs from base 33 to 1220 and encodes 395 amino acids.